CCUUGUCACGCUAAAUUCAUAGCUAUUUAUAAAAUUGGAGUUAACAUAAGCAUGCUAGUGUAAAACAUGCAACUUGUAGGUUUAGUGAAGCGAUAUAAAAAUGUAAAAUCUAUAUUUAUAUCGAUAAUUAAGUAACAAAUCCCCUAAAGUCGUGGACUGGGUAACGAUGGCGGGUUAACCUUGCACAGUAUGGCACGACGCUCGCGUCGGCUAUGGCAACGCUCGCGUCCCCCGGGUAGCCAUGGCGACUCCACCGACUCCGGGCCACACCAUGCCCCUGUCAUCAGCGUUUAUUUACCAAUUACCACAAUGGACAUCGAUGUGGCUGUCUGCACGCACGAUUAUCGACGACCCGCACGAUAAAAUCAGCCCCGAAAUGUUAUUCAAGUUCAUUAUGGCGUAGUGCUUAGUUGCUGCAGUGUUCUCCAGGCGGCGGCAUGGUGUUUUGAUAGUUUUAAGUUUGAUUGGCAGCUCGGUGGAAAGUUUAAGCAUUUCCAAGUGAAAAGUGCAUGUUUCUAGAAAAGCAAUCCUCGAAGACAUGCUGUUGAAAUGUGCCAGCAUCAGUCCGUGUUCGUGACCGCGGCUUGCGUUGCGCGCUGCACUACUGCGCGUCGAGCGGGGCGGGUGCGAGCCAGGCGGCGCGUGCAGCCUGCGCCGACCGCGUGCUGAUGGCUGCGCCGGCACUGGCCAACGCGAGGGAUGCAGACGGCCUAACUCCACUCCACCUGGCCGUCGUACAUGGCAAUGUACCGCUGGUACAGACUCUCCUGGCUGCCGGCGCGGACGUCAACGCAAGAGACGAUGAGCAUCAUACUGUUGUCCAUUGGGCUACCGUUUGUGGGGAAGUUGGUGCGCUUCGAGCUGUGUUAGCGGCCGGUGCGGACGCGGCUACCUCAGACCAGCACGGCGGGUAUCCCUUGCACUACGCGGCGCAAAUGUGUGGUGCACCAGCUGCUACUGAUCACCAGAGUAGAGGGGCAGCUCUCGAAGUGUUGCGGGCACUAGUAAAAGAGGGCGGAGCAAGUGUAGACGUGAGGGAUGCUGACGGUCGAACACCACUGCUGUGGGCAGCUUCUGCAGGUUCAGCGGCUGCCGUGCUUGCCCUGCACCAAGCCGGAUCCAAAGUUGACGAUGCUGAUAGGGAUGGGUUGACAGCAUUACACUGCGCUGCGGCUAGAGGCCAUACCGAAGCUCUUGAAACAUUAGUCGGCUUAUGUGGAGCUCGAGUGGAUGUCGCAGACUCGCACGGCUGUACUCCACUGCAUUACGCCGCUGCAUUAGGCCACGCUGACUCAACAUCAGCUUUGCUACAACAUGGAGCUGAUUCUCAUCGCCAAGAUAGAAGAGGCCGCAGCCCUGCUCACACAGCAGCAGCCAAAGGACAGAUUGAAACUGUACGAAUACUCGGUGCUAGAGGAGCUAAUCUGUGGUUACGCAAUUCUAAAGGUGAUUUGCCCUUACAUGAAGCUGUUGCAUCAGGAAGGCGAGAGUUGGUUAAGUGGCUUUUGGACGGUAGGCCAUCCCAAGUCAAUGCUACCAACCACGAAGGUCGAACACCUCUACAUAUAGCAGCAGCUACAGAUAACGCAGAUUUAUGCCGUUUACUACUUGAUAGAGGUGCAGAAGUUAAUCUAGUAGCAAGGUCAUCAAAAAAUGAACCACUAACCCCUUUAGAUUGCGCAACCACCCGAGGGCAUCGAUCUACAGCUAAAUAUUUGCAAAUGCAUGGUGGUUUGCCAGCAUCAAAGCUAGCUAACACAGAAAUCGUAAUAGACGGAGCUCCAAUAACUGCAUUACCAACUCGAAAAGUAACCAGUACCAAAAUUGAUGUACGCGAUAGAAUAAGAAUAGAAAAAAGGGAAGUUGUUGAAAUAUCUAGUCCUGUUCAAGAAAGACGACGAAUUAAAAAUAGAAACGACAGUGAUUCAUCAAAUGAAUCGUAUACUGAUAAUAGAAAUCGUAAAAAAUCUGACUCACAUAGAUAUAGAGAUAAUAAUCAUAAAGAGAGAAGAAAAAGACUAAUGCAUACUCAAAAAAGCUUUAGCGAUGGUUAUGACAGUGAGUUUGAGGGAUAUGAACGAGAAGACUCAAGGGACAAUAAACAUAAAUCUUCUAAAAAGAAUAGAUCCAAAAGCGAACCUUCUCGACGGCAUAAACGUAGUGCUAAGCCACGGCAACGAUACCGAUCUCGGUCUGACAGUUCUUCAGAUUCUGAUAGCUAUUCUGAGAAAAGAAGAAGCAGACGCCAUCAUAGACGAAGCAAGCGAAAAUCGAGUUCUCCUUCAGAUAGUAGUAGCUCGGAGUCAAGUGAACGACGUAGCACAAAACGUAAAGGAAAAAAAACUUCGAUUCAUAUCGAAAAUGAUGAGCGAAAACAAAGUGUUAAUAUAGUUAAGUAUAAUACCGAAAAUGUUCAGAGCAAUGAAAAAGAUGAAAAUCUUGUAGUUGAUACGGAACCUAAAAUUGAAGGAACUAAAUCAGAAGCAGAAAAAGACGAAAGCAUAUUAAUUAAGAAUGUAGCACACAGUGAGACCGAAACGGACACUUUAUCUGUUAAAACAAACAUGAUCACUACAGAAGCUCAAAUCCAUAUGGAAAGACAGUCAAGCCAACAUGGAAAUUCUGAACUAAACGUCACUGUAGAUUCUAGUAAUAAUGUAUCUAUUGAGACUUCUAACCUAUCUGUUACUCAUAAAGAUUUAACAGAAGAAGCAAAAACACGAACUGAAAAUCUUGAAAUUAAGGAAAGUGAAAAAGAAGCCAUCGAGGAGCCAGCGGCUGAAAGUCCAAGUGUAGAGAAACAAAUACCACCAUCAGGGCCUGCAAACGAGUCAAGCACUACUGAUAAAGAAAACGCUUUGAGUGAAGGAAAAGAAAUGCAAUAUUCAAAUAUAAGUGAAAAUGAUAAAACUGAAGAAAAAAAAUCAGACGGCCAGGAAAAAACAGCAACCGACAAAGAAAAACCUGCAGACGAUGAAAAAAACAAUCAAACAGAAGGUUUAGAACAUAUACCACCCGUUGAACAAAGUAGCAAGGAGAAUAGCCCACGUUCGAACGAUAAUAUUAAAUCAUCUAGUCCGGAAGUAGAACUUACGCGAAGAAAAUCUUUUCAGGUGUUAUCAGGGCCAGAUGAAAAGUUGAUGCUAAGUAAAGACUUAUCCGGAGACUUGAAAACAAGUUGCGAUAUACCAAGUAUUGAGCAAACAGAAACUCAAGAGAAAAGUAAUUCUCCGAUAGUUUCAUUUUCAAAUAAAGAUGAGAUUAUCGAAAGUAAAGAAUCAAAUAACAAAGCUGAACAUUUAAUGGGGGAAUCGGUCGAUCACAGCUUUGACCCAGAAACAGACAAACAAAUUCAAGAUAGUAUUUUACAAAAAGAUAGUAGUGAAAGUAAUAUUAUAAGUUCAGAAGAAAGGAGAAAGGAGUUUAGUUCCACAACUGGCAGCAGUACUGAGAAUCAAAACUAUGACAAAGGCCUAGUUUCAGUGCUUGAUGAUAAUCUCUCAAGUAGUCGUGCAGUGCAACAAGUUAUCUUAGAAAACUUGUCUGAAGAGUUUGACGUCAAUUUGUCAUUGCCGCAGACCUCUCCAAAAAGAAUAAGAAAGAGUUCAAGAGAAAGUCAAGGUAGCAGUCGCAAAAGUAGCAUUUAUGAAACGGAGAGUUAUAAAGUACUAUCGGAUAUUGCUAGUGCGCCUGAUGUUACUACUGGGAUUCUAAAGAAAACCUCUGUAAAAUUAGAUGACGGUUCCAUGGAGGGCGAUAGAGAAUUGUUUGAUGCCGAUAAACCCACUAAAGAAGGGUAUAUGGGCCGUGUCCCUAGUGUUAGCGAUAAUGAGCUAUACAGUCACAGUGAAGCCAAUGGCCGGAGAAAACGUUUUCGUAAGAAAGGCAGAACGAAAAGUAGAACAACUAUUCGGUCAAAAAGUGAAAAUUCUGAAAGAGGUUACGAAUCCAGUGGUCUAAUGGACUCGGGGUUUGAACCCAGUCCAAGAGCUAUUCAGAGGCAAAUAACUAGCCCUCGUCUGGCAGCAUAUUACCAGCAACGUAAUGCUACUGGCAAGUAUUCCGGGAAAUCAGAUAGUAGGAUCCCUGUACGGAAGCCUGGAGAUAAAAAUGCCGUCGAUAUGAAGUCCGUUACUCAGAGGAUACAAACCAACAUGAGAAGAUAUUACUGCGAGAGAAAGAUCUUUCAACACUUAUUGGAACUAAAACGACUGCAAAUACGAACAAGUAAAACUAACGAGGCUGUCCUAGUGAAAAGAGCUAUCGAUGAAUACAAUAAAUCAAGUUUAGCCAACGUAGGCUUAGGUCCAUAUAAUACUCCUGAUUACUCAUUCAGCAGUUUUGAAAAGUUCCUCUAUGAAAGUUUGAGGAAGUUACAAAAGAGUGGGAAGAAACAUUUGGACAAGUUGCCAGAGAGGCCUAUCGACUUUGACUACGGAGAGAGUGAAUUGUAUAAAAUGAGUGCGAUCCCUGAUAACCCUUGCCUCUGUACCAGCAAAACUCACCGUUGCUUCCACGCUGUGCAUGCAUACACCGGCAUACCAUGUUCUGCAUACAUACCUUACAAGUGGAACCAUCACACAAUGCCAAAGCCUGCUACACCAGGGGGUGCGAAGUCUAAAGGAUUCCUGCCGAAGAUCAACUCUAAGCCGCCAUCUGGCACAGCCAAGGCUCAUGUCACUUUAGAAGUGUCUCAUGGAACUGAGAAACAAUUGAUAGCGCUGCCGGCUGAAAAACUGGACAAGAAUAAACGAUAUUACGUCACAUUUACAGUAAAGGGCUCCGAACCAACAUCUGAUAACGAUAACUCUUCUCCGAGCGCCACUUUGAAUACAAAGAGCGUCCGAACAGGUUGAUUGUGAUAGUAGUAUGCAGAAACACCCCUAAUCACUGCCAGCGUCGAAAUACUAGAACUAGGAUGAUAUUAUGAAGAUUACUGAGCUCUAUUUAUUUAUGUGAUUAGACUGAUUGAGUCCGUCCGUUGAAAAGUGUAUUUAUUUUUAUAAAUUUUAAGUGACAGUGGUAUAUUAUGUAUAUGUAACAGAGUCCCUAUUCUACGUAAGUAAAUGUUGUGUAGUCUUCCUGUUAACACGUUGUGAUGCACAGAAUUAAAUUAUGGAAAUGCUAUGUUGUAAGUUCGAUGAUUGUUGUCUGCACUAAAUAUUUUUGUCAAAAUACUCAAACCGUAAUAAAAUAAUUAUAGUAAGAUAUACGUUUUUCGUUUUUGUUCGCCUGCUGCGUAGCAACCUAUACUCUUCUAGUCAAAGGGUACACGGAACCCUAUUACUGAGGCCCCGCUGUCCGUGGUGGCCAGACAGUAAAAAAAAUCACUGAAGAUGUACAUGUAUUCUGUUGCCUUUAUAACAAGCCUUUCAUCAUACAUUUGUUGGUUGGUGAGGGGAAAAUCCAUUUAAGAGUGGGUACCUACAAUGUUAUUUGUUACUGACCGAUCCAAAUGGUUUUAUUUAUACCCAAGGUAGGUUCAUUGAAUCAGCUCUAAGUUUUACCAGUAUCUUUAAUCUUUUGAACGAUUUUUUCAAUUUAGGCGAGAUUCAUGCGAUUCAUCAUCGCAAAUGUUGUGUCUAAAAGUGAGAACGCAAUAAUUUUGUUAUGAAGUAACAUUUAAUAACCUAUUAAAAGUA
Messenger RNA from Trichoplusia ni (cabbage looper), 5642 nucleotides. RefSeq names its product protein phosphatase 1 regulatory subunit 12A. NCBI's taxonomy places the organism in Eukaryota, Metazoa, Arthropoda, Insecta, Lepidoptera, Noctuidae. Gene Ontology annotation, cellular component: ciliary inversin compartment. The transcript is spliced from 8 exons. Gene Ontology annotation, biological process: protein localization to ciliary inversin compartment. Gene Ontology annotation, molecular function: protein binding. Bases 669 to 4856 code for a protein of 1395 amino acids. The record is from RefSeq and is a predicted model, not a curated record.